CCCCUCCCCUCCCUCUUCCCCCUCCCAAACAAACCAGCGGCUUCCAGCCGUCCAUCCCCUUUACCGCCCCGGCUCCAACGGCCCGGUUCUUUUUCCAAGAUAGCCCCACCUUAGCUUUCGUCGAUUUUCAUUUCCAAAAUCCCCAUCGCGUGUGGCUCUGUCGCAACCUUCCUGCGUGUUCUUCCUGUAGAUGAAUCGGUCUCUUCCAUCUCGGUCUACAUGACGCCCAGCUCCCCAGAUGAAGCGCUUCACUUUCGUGGCAAGACCCUGACUCCCGAAAGCCCCCGUCCGCUGCACAUCGCGGAACCGGCCAGGAUCCCGGUGCUUCAGAAUCAAAUGGACCCCAUUUUCAACGACACGUCGACUUACGAGAGGCCCGACUUCCUCCAUGGGCAUAACUUCCACACGCAUCCCAGGGAUCCGGGCGCUGUCUCCUCCACCCAUCAACACCACCUCCACCAGCACCUCCACCAGCAACACCAAAACCCUCAGGCCCAGUAUGCAGGGCCCCGCGAGGUGAGGGGAACCACUGGCUCCGAUCCAGCCCCGGAGCAAUCACCACUGCGCCAGCAACCACCCCAUACCCCUACUCAAGAUCCCGCUUCCCUCCUAGCUUCUUCUAUCCCCGAUGUCCCUCCCUCUUCCUCCCAUGCCGCUCAGAACAUCCCCAGUGCGAGCGAGGUAGACCACGCUGCCACCAGCUGGACGGCCCAGUCCGCGCCGCAAGAUCGCCUAGACUCACCGAGCAAAGCUGCCGAAGAUAACACGGGUGAGGAUGGUGUCGAUUUCCAGAACCUCCUCGAUAAUCUCCCCCCUUCCUCCACCGCUCCCUCUGCCCCUGCGGUCUCGGAGACGGCGCCUCUGUCCGUGGAUGUUUCUGCGAUCCCCCCAGCAGGAGCAGACGAGGACGCCCUCCAAUCUGCCCUGGGGCUUCCCCCGCGCCCCCCUCCCCAGGCGAAGCCCUCCAUCCAUCCCAACUACAAUCCCAGCGAUGAUAUUCGGUCCUACCAUCAGCUCCCCCCGAACUCCUCCUCUUCCACCGCCACCACUCCUACUGCCGCACAGUCCUCUCCCACUGCCUCCUACCCCGCCCAACAAAGUAAUUACCAGUCCAAUAUAGGGAUCUCACCAUUGGCUGGUCCACUGGCCGCGUCCGGCGCCCCGGGGACCUCCUCGGGCUCCAACGCCCUGCCCCCUCCCCCUGUCCCAAGCUUCCAGCAGUCCUCGCCCUCGGCCUCCGAGCCUCAGGAGACACCAGCCCCCGCAAAUAACAAGACUAGUCGCAGGGAACGGUCACAAGCCCGUCAAGCCAAGAGUGCCGAUGAGGAUACUCCGUGGGGUCCGGAGGUCCAGAAGAAAUAUGACGAGUUCCUCCAUGAUGAGAGAAUCUACGUUACGGAAGGCCUGUGGGACCGGUUCCCCCCUGGAUCCCGGCUUUUUGUCGGCAAUCUCCCCACCGAACGGGUGACCAAACGGGAUUUGUUCCACAUCUUCCACAAGUUCGGGAAGCUGGCGCAGAUAUCGAUCAAGCAAGCGUACGGCUUUAUCCAAUUCCUCGAUUCUUCCGCUUGUAAGCAGGCCCUCGACGCGGAGCAAGGUGCUGUGGUGAGAGGACGGAAAGUCCACCUUGAAAUCUCCAAGCCCCAGAGGAGUACAAGACCAGGGGCGGCCACAGCAGAAACCUCUCGUGCCCCUCCAUCGAGACGCUCUAGGUCUCCCGAGUUCAGCAGAAACGGUCCCCCCAGCAGUCGCGCUGCGAGAGCUACGGCUGAUCGUUACGAUCGAUCGUACGAGUCGGGGCGGGUGCCAUUCAGCGACUUCAGGGACGAGCCAACCCAUCGUAGACGUGACGACUAUCGACCUCCGCCUGCUCCGCGUUCGCCAUCUCCCCGGACCUUCCGUGCCCGAGAUGGAUACCGGUCCCGGGACAGGACGCCCGAGCGGUAUGAUCGACGCGAAAGACGGCGUUCUCGGUCACCGUACACGAGAGAUCGGAGGUAUCGCAGUCCCAGCCCACGGGCUCGGGGAGCAUACGAAGGCGACGCAGACCUUCCUGUCCCGCGACGGGCUCCCAGAGAUGUUCCAGAGGUGCAGAUUCUUGUGCUGGAGGAAUUGGAUCGGAACUUUAUCUUCCACGUGGAGAAUUCCUUCCGUAACCGUGGACUCCGGGUGGACGUGCUGGUGCUUGGGCCCCGGAUCCCAUUGAACGCUGCCGUUCAGCGACAGAUCCAAGAGGGAGUCCUUGCCGUGGUGAGACUGUCGCGACCAAGCCAGUUUUCGAGAAAGAUUCCGUUGCAAGUGUUUGAUCGGAGCGCGGGUGCAGACAACAUUCGCUCAAACGAAUAUCCGGAUGUCGAGCCCAACAUCGCAGCGGAGAUAGUCUUCCACGCCCAGUCCAUGCAGCGUGGUGCCCCCUCGGCUCCCUUCACCUCCGGCCCGGCGUUUGGCGUUCCGCCCAUUCCCAUCCCAGCCGUGUCGGUGCCUCAGGUCCCUCAGGUCCCUCAGGUGCCCCAUGCCUCUAUGCCUGCGCUCGCGAAUCAGCCUAAUAUUGCAAACUUGAUUACCUCCCUGGAUGGCCCCACUCUCCAGUCGCUUCUGGGGGUUCUCCAGCAGCGGCCGGCUGCAGUACCGACUGGACCGCAACAUUUUCCCACUGCCGGCACAUCCCACGGUGCAGGAGAUCUGGCCAGCCUGCUGAAUGCUGCUACUCGACCGCCGGUUGCUGCGAACCAGCAACAGCCAAUGCACACACAGCCCUUCCCUUUGCAGGCGCCCAACGCACCGGUGGUAUCUGACCCCAACUUGAUCUCACUGCUAGCAAAAGGCUUGGGGGGCCAGCAGCCUCAGAACCAAGCCGCCGUUGGGCCCCAGGUGCAGAACAUAAUGCACCAGCUGGGCAAGUGGAAGCAAUGAUUGAUGGCAUUCUUUGUUUACUCCUCUCUUUCUCUUCUUCCCCUUUUGCUUCCCUCUGGCUUCUCAGUUGGCGACAUCUCGCGGAGUCAGGCGUUGACUGAUCGAUCGAUUGAGAACCGGAUAUGGAACAGUACCGUCGGUAGGGUUAUGAUGGCUCGGUUGUUGGGUUGUUUUUAUCGGUCGAAUAGCGAGCACGGGCUACAGGAGUGCAUGGUUUAGUUGAUUUUGAGGUCCGGGAUGGGCAUCACGGCGCGGGAUGUCUGCUUUUGUCGCAGAACUAUUGUAUCUACACCUUCUAUGAAUUCAUGCGAGAUAUCAGGCAUGAUGGGAUCAGCCUGGCUGAGACAAAUGCAAGCCCAUGGCAACC
Molecule: messenger RNA, 3280 nt
Organism: Aspergillus heteromorphus CBS 117.55
Lineage: Eukaryota; Fungi; Ascomycota; Eurotiomycetes; Eurotiales; Aspergillaceae
Product: putative RNA-binding protein (Nab3)
Exons: 6
Coding region: 220-2913 (897 amino acids)
Molecular function (GO): RNA binding
Source: RefSeq, a predicted model, not a curated record